Messenger RNA from Theobroma cacao (cacao), 1002 nucleotides. RefSeq lists its product as uncharacterized. Gene Ontology annotation, molecular function: transcription cis-regulatory region binding; DNA-binding transcription factor activity. The record is from RefSeq and is a predicted model, not a curated record. Gene Ontology annotation, cellular component: nucleus. Lineage: Eukaryota; Viridiplantae; Streptophyta; Magnoliopsida; Malvales; Malvaceae. Gene Ontology annotation, biological process: positive regulation of DNA-templated transcription.
GCUGCAUUUCUUCCCUUUUCCCCUCCUUCCUACCUUCUCCUUAUAUUUUUUGAAGCUUUUGGUCUGUCUUUCUUCCUUUUAUAUUUCAUUUUUAUUAUCGUUGUUAUUAAAGCCAUGAUGUCCACUGUUCCGGCCAAUGUUUCCCCUGAGCCCAUGCUCAGCAACGACCUAUUUCCGGCUUUCGAAAGUGGCUUCACGCCGUGGGAUUGCUCGGAACUUUUUUCCACGACCCUGUCAACAGGACCCGCGAGAUCGGGCUCCGGUUCCGAUGAGCCGAAUCAAAAUCAAACCAAUUCGAACUCCGGUUCGGAUGAACCAAACCAACUGGUUUCCAUUAUCGACGAACGGAAGAGAAGGCGCAUGAUAUCGAACCGGGAAUCAGCCAGGAGGUCACGGAUGCGUAAACAGAAGCAUUUAGAAAACUUAAGGAACCAGGUGAACCGGCUUAGAAUCGAGAACCGCGAACUGACCAACCGUUUGAGGUUCGUCUUGUACCACUGUCACCGUGUAAGGACAGACAACGAUCGGCUCCGGUCCGAAUAUAGUAUGCUCCAACAAAAAUUUUGGGACAUUCGCCAAAUUUUGCUAUUCAAGCAACUGCAGCAGUUUUCAUCUGCAUGGCCAUGCAAUAACGUUACUGCCAUGUCCGAACAAACCCCACCAUUAAUCACUUAAAUAUACUACAUAUAUAUUUAACUUACAAUAAUGGCAUCAUUAAAAUUCUCUAAUACGAGAACAAAUUUAGUCCCUAGUUAGCUCUCUAUUUCUCUUUCUCUCAUCUCUUUCUGUAAAUUAAACAAGGUGUCAGAGAAAGAAAAAUGGUGGGGUUUUUUGCUUUUCGGGUGAGUCCAUAUUUUUGCAAACAGGAUGAAAAGGAAAUGGUUGUUUUGAGAAACCAGAGCAUUGUAGUGUAAAAAGAGUUAGUCAUCAGUGUUUGGUUUUUUGUCAAAGUAUUUUUGUUGUUUUCUUCUUGUUGUUUAAUUGGCAUUGAAAAGUUGUCAA